Molecule: messenger RNA, 1540 nt
Organism: Pseudovirgaria hyperparasitica
Lineage: Eukaryota; Fungi; Ascomycota; Dothideomycetes; Acrospermales; Acrospermaceae
Product: mannan endo-1,6-alpha-mannosidase DCW1 precursor
Exons: 3
Coding region: 194-1540 (448 amino acids)
Biological process (GO): fungal-type cell wall biogenesis; carbohydrate catabolic process
Molecular function (GO): mannan endo-1,6-alpha-mannosidase activity
Source: RefSeq, a predicted model, not a curated record
CUACGUCGACGCAAAAUAGUUUCGCGUCUCGACGGACAUCUUUCUGACGAAUCAUCGCGUUUGCGGGCGUGUGUUAGAGAUAUUCCCGAGUCGGCUGGUCCGCAGCGUUUCGACGAGACACCAUACUGCGCAUCUCGUUUCGCAACAUAAGAAAGGCGAAUUUUCACAACAAUAAUUGAACCCAGCUGGUAACAUGAAGCUCUUCAGUCCAGAAGUGCUCGGUGCGGUUCUGUUUAUUGCAUCAACUGCCGACGCCAUUUCGUUGACGAUUGACAGCGCUGAUUCGGUCAAGAGCGCCGCAGGCGCUGUCGCCAAGGGCCUUACCAGCUACUACACCGGAUACCGACCUGGCGAUGUACCCGGCAAUCUCCCAGAUCCCUAUUACUGGUGGGAGGCUGGCGCCAUGUUCAACGCCCUGAUCGAUUACUGGCAUUACACCGGAGACGAUCAAUACAACGAAAUCAUAUUUCAGGCUCUGUUGCAUCAAACGGGAGAAGAUGACGACUACAUGCCUGUAAAUCAAAGCCAGUCACUUGGUAAUGAUGAUCAAGGGUUUUGGGGUAUGGCUGCUAUGAGUGCAGCCGAGCGUGGAUUCAAAGACCCUCCAGCGGACCAGCCCCAAUGGCUCGCCCUAGCUCAGGCCGUCUUCAACACUCAAGCGUCGCGUUGGGACACAACCACAUGCGGUGGUGGUCUGAGGUGGCAAAUUUUCACCUUCAACAACGGAUACAACUAUAAGAACACAAUCUCGAAUGGGUGCUUUUUCAACGUUGCUGCCCGUCUCGCCAGGUACACCGGUAACAACACGUAUUCAGACUGGGCCGAGAAAACAUGGGACUGGGUUCGUAGUAUCAGCCUCUCUGACGACACUGUUCAUUUCUUCGACGGGUCCGACGAUUUGAAGAAUUGUUCGGAAGUCAAUCACAUUCAGUGGACAUACAACGCCGGGAUCUUCAUGCUUGGAGCUGCACACAUGUACAAUUACACGGAGUCUGAAACGUGGAAGAGCCGUCUGGACGGAAUUAUCAAGGGUGUUAGCGUAUUCCUUUCGCCAGACGCCAACAACGUCAUUUAUGAAGUUGCUUGUGAACCCCACAAUACCUGCGACGAAGACCAGCGUUCUUUUAAAGCGUACCUCGCCCGCUGGAUUGGGUCUACCAUGCAAGUAGCUCCCUAUACCCAGGAAACACUUAUGCCCAUCCUGCAGGCUUCAGCUGCGGCUGCCGCUAAAGUUUGUGCUGAUGAUGGAACAUGUGGCCAGGUGUGGUACACAGGUACUGACGAUGGACUCCGCGGAGUUGGUGAGCAGAUGUCUGCACUGGAGGUGAUGCAGAAUUUGUUAGCACCAAGCUCUAGUCCACCUUUGACCAAUACGACCGGUGGUACCAGUAUCGGCAACCCUAAUGCUGGCGCUGACAGCAAAGACUCGCCUAUUGUAUUCUCGCAGGUCACGGCUGGUGAUAAGGCUGGUGCUGGAUUCUUAACAACGCUCGUUCUCGUCGGAAUACUUGCCGGGGCCUACUGGAUGAUCGCGUACUAA